Molecule: messenger RNA, 1536 nt
Organism: Sebastes umbrosus (honeycomb rockfish)
Lineage: Eukaryota; Metazoa; Chordata; Actinopteri; Perciformes; Sebastidae
Product: G2/M phase-specific E3 ubiquitin-protein ligase-like
Exons: 7
Coding region: 392-1495 (367 amino acids)
Cellular component (GO): nucleus
Molecular function (GO): ubiquitin-protein transferase activity
Source: RefSeq, a predicted model, not a curated record
CACCCAAGACAUUUGCACUGAUGCACCUUCCAUCUCAGCUGACACCUUCACCGUGUCCACUAGUGCUCCUGUCAUCACUAUUGAUGAGACUCUCACCUUGUCCAGUGGAACUUCUGCCAUCUCAAGUGGCAACACCCAUGGCUUGUCGAUUGGUCCCACUGUCAAUGCCAGUGGUGACACACAUUUGUUCUCUGCUAAUAACACCUCUGGUGUGUCCCAUGAUCCCACACAACCCAGGGACCCACACAACCCAUUUGGGAAUAGUUCAUCCAGCACAUCCUACAGUACAUACCUUGACCUGUUUGAAGAAGAAUACCUCUCUGAUGACCCUGAUCUCCAGGAAGCCAUUUCAAGGUCUUUAGAUGCCAGCGCAAGCGAGAGUGAUUUAAAGAUGACUUCGGAGAGAAUAAUGGAACGGAUUGGCUCUAGAGUAAAUACUGACAGCACUGUACGCUUCAAUAUCAUAAGAAGAAAUGUGUGGGAUGGAGCAUGCAGAGCCAUGGCCAGAUCCAAUUUUUCACCUGAGAAGAAGGUAGAUGUCAAGUUUACUGAUGACUAUGGAAUAUCUGAGGGGGCUGUGGACAAUGGAGGACCCACUCGGGAGUUUUUUCGACUCUGUCUACAUGAAAUCAAGGACAAAAUUGGCAUCUUUGAGGGUCCACCUAAUGCUAAAGUUCUCACAUGCAACUCCAAAGCGAUGAAAGACAAUGGAUACUUCUAUACUGGCCAGAUCAUGGCAAUGUCAAUUGCCCAUGGGGGACAGAGUCCAUGUUUCCUGUCUGAACUCUUGUAUGAGUGUCUCCAAAAGGGUCCAGACAAUGUGAAGGUCACAACUGAACAUAUUACUGAUGAAGAAACAAGAUCACAGGUGCAAUCGAUCUUACAGGCUGAGACUGAAUCACAACUGCAAGAUGCAGUUGCACAGGCAGCCAGCUUGAUCAGUCUGGCGGGUCACAAUGUUCACAUAACACUGGGAAACAAACAAGAGACUGCUUUGGACUUGGCUCACUGGUAUGUCCUCCAGCGGACCCGAGCAGCUUUUGAAAGGUUCAGAGAUGGCUUAACGUCUCUAGGUGUCCUAGAUGCUCUUCAGAGAUACCCUCUACAGUUGAAGUGCCUUUUCGUGAAGGCUGAAAAGGGUUUGACAGCGGCUGAUAUGGAGAAUCUCUUCCAGAUCAUUCACUCCGAAAGAGGGAGUAAUGCAUUCCAAGAAGAGUGCCGGAACCUGGCUUUCUGGCAGGACUAUCUUCAGGAUGCUGAAUUCGAAAACGAUGUCUCUCUGGAGGAUAUUCUUAUUUUCUUCACUGGAUGUGACAGCAUUCCAGCUCUGGGUUUCUCUCCAAGGCCAAGCCUGGAGUUCAUCACCAACUCCCGAUUUCCAUUGGCCAAUACUUGCGAGAUAAUUCUUCGCAUACCAGUUCAUACCACAUACACUGCAUUCAAAUCUAAUAUGGAUUUCGGAAUACGCAAUGCCCCAGGAUUUGGAAGAGCGUAAGACGCAAUGUAGAGCUAGGGUUAUGUUGAGUUGUUUUUUGU